CCUGUCCAAUUGCAUUUAACAUCUCAGCAAGUCUGAAGAAAGCGACCACCAUCUUAAGGUAGUUGACCUUUUUUCUGCAACGAUUCCCAUCAGCUCUCCCCUUCUGCAUCUUCAAGAGCGAAAUUUUCCAGCAACUGCGGGGGCGAUUUCUGAAAUCGAAAUUUAACGGCUACUCUACGAGCAAAGUAGCCAGACAGAAUGGCAAAAGACAAAAAGAAGGGCGACAAGGCGGCCGCCAAAGCUGCAAAGGCUGCAAAGCAAGAGAAGAAAGCUGGCAAGAAGGAUAAGAAGCAAGCCACCAAAAACAAGGAUGUGGACUCCGACACAGAAUCCGUAGACCUUGAUGCAGUUCUGGCGCAAUAUGCGAAAGAGCAGGAGGCCUUCAAUGAAAUCACUGAGGCUCCCUGUGAGCCACCAGCAGCCAGGUCAUCCAGCACAUUGAUCGCAAACCCGGCCAAUGAGAACGAGGUUCUGUUGUACGGAGGAGAGUACUUCAAUGGCGCAACUGCACACUUCUACAACGAUCUCUUCAUUUACAACAUAAAGAGAGACACCUGGAACAAAGUCACGAGUCCAAAUUCGCCUCUACCACGAUCCGGACAUGCCUGGUGUCGAGCUGCGAACACGCAGGAGAUCUACUUGUUUGGUGGCGAGUUCAGUUCGCCUAAGCAAGGCACGUUCUAUCACUACAACGACUUCUGGAAACUGGAACCCAAGAGCCGAGAGUGGACGCGUGUGGAGACGAAAGGCAAAGCAUCAAGCCCGCCAGCGCGAAGUGGACAUCGUAUGGUCGGCUUCAAGCAGUACAUCAUUCUUUUCGGAGGUUUCCAGGACACUUCAGCGACUACAAAGUAUUUAAACGAUAUAUGGAUCUACGACUGUGUCAACUUCACGUGGCACACGCCAAAGUUGCAGGCAGCGCGCGCAGUCCCAGAUGCACGAUCAAGCUUCUCACUACUUCCCCAUGACCAAGGUGCCGUCAUUUAUGGCGGCUACUCCCGAGUGAAGACUGCUGCAGGUGGUAAUAAGGGACAGCAGCAGCAGGUCAAAGGCAAGAAAGGAGGCGGCGGCGGUGGUCCUGCAUCUCGAAUGGUAUUGAAGCCAAAGGUCCACGUUGAUACCUGGUUCCUGCGUGUCACGCCGCCACCCGCUGACCAGCCGUCAACGAACCCACCAACGGUGUCGUGGGAUAAGCGUAAGAUGCCUGCGAACGCGCCAAAUCCGGCGCGUGCUGGAGCUACGAUGGCCUUCCACAAGGGUCGUGGCGUGAUGUUUGGCGGUGUCCAUGACGUCGAGGAGAGCGAGGAGGGCAUCGACUCUGAGUUUUUCAAUCAGAUGUUCAUCUGGAACAUUGAGCGAAACAGAUACAUGCCCUUGUCACUACGCCGGCCCAAAGCCAACGCAAAUAAGCAGGCGGCCAAGCAAGCGAAUGUCAGCCGCCGUGCACGUGGAAAAGCUGAUGAGGAAGAGCUGCUCGCCAACCUCAAGGCGUUGGAGGAGAAAAUCGGAGCUGCCACUCCGCAUGAUUCGGACGACGAGGCAGAAAAGGCCAAAGAAGAAGACGAGGAAGAGGAACAACGCCCUGAGAAGCCGCGCCUUUUCGAGUUCCCGCACCCACGCUUCAAUGCAGCCCUCGCCGUCCAAGGCGACACGCUCUACAUCUACGGCGGCACAUUCGAAAAAGGCGACCGCGAAUUUACUUUCGACGAGCUCUGGUCCGUCAACCUGAACCAUCUAGAUGGCGUGCAAGAGAUCUUCAAGCGCGAGCUGGACGACUGGCUCGGCAGCGACGACGAAGCAGACUCGGAAGACGACGAAGACGAAGACGACGAGGACGAGGACGAUGAAGAUGAAGAAGAUGAGAAGUCUGCUCCUUCCACCGCACCAACAAGCGUCACCGACUCGCCCGUCGUCGUGCCCUCAAAGGACGCAGAAGAGGACCUCGGCACCAACGAGGAGAUCUCCGCGCUCACUGAUGGUCUGCCUCACCCGCGGCCGUUCGAGUCGCUACGCGAGUUCUACGCCAGGACGCAAGAAACGUGGAUUAAUCUCAAGAUCGAGGAUCUUGAUCGUAAGAAGAGGACGGAUGAGUUUGGUGUAAAGGAGAUAAGACAGCUGGCUUUCAAGGAUGCCGAGGAGAAGUUCUGGGAUUGCAGGGAGGAGAUCCGUGCGCUCGAGGACGAGCAGGAGGCCGCAGGUAUCGGUGAGGUGGUUAGUUUGGCGGAUAAGGAGAGCGCUGGUGCGGGGGCGGGGCGGAGGAGAUAGACGU
Molecule: messenger RNA, 2269 nt
Organism: Boeremia exigua
Lineage: Eukaryota; Fungi; Ascomycota; Dothideomycetes; Pleosporales; Didymellaceae
Product: kelch repeats protein-like protein
Exons: 2
Coding region: 199-2265 (688 amino acids)
Molecular function (GO): protein binding
Source: RefSeq, a predicted model, not a curated record